Molecule: messenger RNA, 826 nt
Organism: Drosophila pseudoobscura
Lineage: Eukaryota; Metazoa; Arthropoda; Insecta; Diptera; Drosophilidae
Product: DNL-type zinc finger protein
Exons: 3
Coding region: 285-821 (178 amino acids)
Biological process (GO): protein folding; protein import into mitochondrial matrix; protein stabilization
Cellular component (GO): mitochondrion
Molecular function (GO): zinc ion binding; protein-folding chaperone binding
Source: RefSeq, a predicted model, not a curated record
CUAUCACUAGCCCUGCAGCGGAAUGUCGUGACAGAAACUGUGACUGUGAAUUUACGCAAAUAAACUGCAUCCAAGUAAAGAAACGUUAUAACAUUUGGUGCUAGUGUUGGAUAACCACGAGCACAGCUGAUUCGAUUUUCACAAAUUAUAAUUUCAGACAAAGCGCUCUUCGCACACGGCUUGUGCUAUUUCACAAGAAGGUACAUCACUAGUUGGUGUUGUAACAGCUGUAACGAUUCCAUCUCUCAUAUACCUCGCUUUCGUGUAAUAAUAUUCGGGGCAUAAUGAGCACAUUCAGGCAGUUGUACAAUCUUUCUGCUGGCAUGGGCCGGCGGGCGCUACAAGUUGCUACAAGAAUAGCACAAAAUGAGGCACGCACGCACAGUCACUUCCAGUUCCAAGUGCAAUUUCCCACGAGACUGGCGUCCAGCACUACAGCUGUUCCUGUUUGGACCGGCACGAACACAUGCACGUGCAGGGGGAAACCAGUCAAAGAUGCAGGCGAAAACAAGGCCACUAACAGCAUACCGCUGGGCGAGCUGCAAACGAAAAUGCAGCUCAUUUACACCUGCAAGAUCUGCCAGACGCGCAACAUGAAGACCAUUUCAAAGGUGGCCUAUCAGCGUGGCGUCGUCAUCGUAACGUGCGAGGGCUGUGCCAAUCAUCACCUGAUAGCCGACAAUCUGAAUUGGUUCACGGAUCUGAACGGCAAGCGUAACAUCGAGGAGAUUCUGGCCGAGAAGGGCGAGAAGGUGAUCAAAAUGGUGGACGGAAACUGCGAAUUUCUGCCCGAAGACAAUAAACCGAAACCGAAUCCUUAACUGUA